AUGUCUUUCGAAGAUGUAUCAUCACGGGCUACUGCCCUUCGACAAGUGGUUCAACUUAUCCAGGACGCAUCGGAAUCGCUGAUAUCAUCGUGGGAGAAUCCGGCUCCGGAUGCGGUACCAGCCUCGGAGACUAGCUUUGCCAUACCCGGUCGAAAGGCAUAUAAUGCACAGCGAACGAUCAUUGCGGCGCUGGGCUCAAUUGAGGAGCUUGUGGCCGAGCCUCAUCUACGGCUCGUGGAUUUCGCCGAGUUAUACUUUGAAGUUCGAGCACUCCACAUCGCCGUCGAACACGACAUCGCUUCCUUGUUAGCUAAAGGCGGAGUAGAUGGCGUUCCUAUCGAGGAACUCGCGAAGAAGUCAGGGCUUGAGCAAAGCAAGCUCGUCCGCAUCUUGCGAGUCCUGACAACGCAGCACAUCUUCCGCGAAACUGCGCCAGGUAGAUACGCGAAUAACAGGAUCUCCCAAGCCCUAGCCGAUGACGAGAGAUUACGAGCACAGGCUAUAUGCAGUUCGAUGGGUUACGCAGCUUCGUCUGCACUACCGGAGGCGCUAAAUGACCCUAUUCGAGGACCAAGCCACGAGCCUCAACUCGCAGCAUGGCCGUUAGCCAUGGGAACCGAAGCUACCUGGUUUGACUGGAUGAACGAGAAAGUUCCCCGUUCACGGGCUGGGGAAAAAGCAAGUCCCGGUGCGGCGAGAGGGUCCUACAAGCCCGUAGAUAACACAUCGUCGGAUGAAGAGUUGGUCCCAAGGCAUGACGCUAUUACGUACAAUAUGUACUUAGCGGGCAAUAGUAAGAGUUUAGGAAGUCCUCACCUAUAUGACUUCCCUUGGGGAGAACUGGGAGAUGCCUUGGUUGUCGAUGUUGGUGGCGGUGUGGGUAGUUUUGACCUUCAACUAGCUCAACUAUACCCAGAGCUACGCUUCGUCGUACAAGACCAAGUUACAGCAAUCGAACAGGGAAUCUCGAUGUGGCAAGAGGAGUUUCCCGAAGCUUUGGCUUCAAGACGGGUACAACUCUUAGAACAUGACUUCUUCAAGCCAAAUCCUAUCAAGGAAGCUGAUAUUUACUGGAUGCGACAUGUCUUACAUGACUGGAAUGAUGAGGAUUCCGUGAAAAUCCUCCUAAAUACCGCCGAGGCUAUGGGUCCGAAUUCGCGGCUGUUGGUUGCCGAUAUCACUUUGAUUGAAACUAUAGGAGACCCUUAUAUUGAGGCAGCACCUAAACCCCUAUUGGCGAAUUACGGUGUUCACUCUCAUCACGGGUUUGCCCUCGACAUAGCCAUGAUGUCUCUGAUGAACGGUAGAGAGCGUACCCCGUCGGAAUUCCGAAAACUGUUUGAACAGGCAGGACUAGAGAUGGUUAAAUUAUGGGACUGCCGCAGUAUUUUGGGCAUCAUGGAGUGUCGCAAGACAUGA
This is a messenger RNA of Hypoxylon fragiforme, 1419 nucleotides long. Its product is annotated as putative O-methyltransferase. Bases 1 to 1419 code for a protein of 472 amino acids. The record is from RefSeq and is a predicted model, not a curated record. The transcript has 5 exons. Gene Ontology annotation, molecular function: O-methyltransferase activity. Lineage: Eukaryota; Fungi; Ascomycota; Sordariomycetes; Xylariales; Hypoxylaceae.